Condylura cristata (star-nosed mole) is the source of this 1298-nucleotide messenger RNA. It is a transcript of the gene FIZ1, whose product is annotated as FLT3-interacting zinc finger 1. NCBI's taxonomy places the organism in Eukaryota, Metazoa, Chordata, Mammalia, Eulipotyphla, Talpidae. The annotation marks the transcript as partial. The record is from RefSeq and is a predicted model, not a curated record. The transcript is spliced from 3 exons.
GCGGCCACGCCGCGGGUCCCGUUCCACUGCAGCGAGUGUGGCAAGAGCUUCCGCUACCGCUCCGACCUGCGGCGCCACUUCGCCCGCCACACGGCGCUCAAGCCCCACGCCUGCCCGCGCUGCGGCAAGGGCUUCAAGCACAGCUUCAACCUGGCCAACCACCUGCGCUCGCACACCGGUGAGCGCCCCUACCGCUGCUCCGCCUGCCCCAAGGGCUUCCGGGACUCCACCGGCCUGCUGCACCACCAGGUCGUGCACACGGGGGAGAAGCCCUACUGCUGCCUGGUGUGCGAGCUCCGCUUCUCCUCGCGCUCCAGCCUGGGCCGCCACCUCAAGCGCCAGCACCGCGGGGCGCUGCCGUCCCCGCUGCAGCCGGCGGCCGGCGGCCGCGGCAAGAAGAUCUUCGGCUGCUCCGAGUGCGAGAAGCUGUUCCGCUCGCCGCGCGACCUGGAGCGCCACGUGCUGGUGCACACCGGCGAGAAGCCCUUCCCGUGCCUCGAGUGCGGCAAGUUCUUCCGGCACGAGUGCUACCUCAAGCGCCACCGGCUGCUGCACGGCCCCGAGCGGCCCUUCCCCUGCCACGUGUGCGGCAAGGGCUUCAUCACGCUCAGCAACCUCUCGCGCCACCUCAAGCUGCACCGCGGCAUGGACUAGCGCCCACGCAGGUCUGAGGGGCGCCGCCCGCGACGACCGGGCCUCUCAGGGCCGCGUGGGGGCCGACCACUCCGGCGGCAGCGCCCAGGGAGACGCCCCUCUCCCCAGAGCCAUCAUUCCACCACUCAGACCUCUCCGUCUGGAGAAUGGGGGGACCACGUCUCCGAGUUUCCCUGGGUCCCCUCCAACUGCUACCCACUAGAGUCACUGGUACCCCAGAAAACGGAUAUAGCCUGGGUCUGCCCCCCACCGCGCUCCCUGUGCGGGAGGGGGGCCGGUAGACGCCCCACCCUCGACCCCCUUAGGUCUCCCCGCUGCGGAGCUGGUCAGCCCUAAGGACCCCAAGCCCAGCGCUAGGCUAGGCGGGCCCCAGCCCCCCAGCAGGACAGGCUGACCCCGGCGCACGUGCCCGUCCGCCUGUCGAGGGUGCCGCUGAUCCCCCAGCGUGCCCGGCCCAGCCACCCUCUGCCAGCCCAGCUGGGCGGCGGGGGCUCCAGGCGGCGGCCGCUCCCCACCUCUGUGGUCUGUCUCUGUCCCUCCCAGCCCAGGGAAAGGGGGGCCCGGCCAGAGGGGUCCCUGAGAGCCUUGACCACGCCCCACUCCCCAAUGUCCCUAGGACCCCAAUAAACCUCGUCCUGUCCGUC